CCACAGCGCCAGAGUCAGCUGAAGGGUGAAGAGGGAAGCCCAGAUAGUCGGCACCCCGAGGAAAAAGGUCUGCGGACGGGCGAGAGCGAGAAACAGGAAUGCAGGAUGGCGGCGGCUAGGAAGGAAGGGUUUGCGGCGAGCGAAGCCACGUCCCAAGAGGGAGAUGAGUGGGAGCUCAGUAAAGAAAAUGUACAACCCUUGCGUCAUGGACGGAUCAUGUCCACACUUCAGGGAGCGUUGGCCCAGCAGGAGUCGGCCUGUAACACUGCUCUGCAGCAACAGAAACGGGCAUUUGAAUCUGAAAUUCGCUUUUACUCUGGAAAUGACCCUCUGGAUGUUUGGGACAGGUAUAUUAACUGGACAGAACAGAACUACCCUCAAGGGGGGAAAGAGAGUAACAUGUCAACGUUACUGGAGAGGGCGCUAGAAGCACUGCAGGGGCAGAAGCGCUAUCACAGUGACCCCCGCCUUCUCAGGCUCUGGCUCAAAUUGGGGCAUUUGUGCAGUGAGCCUCUGGAUAUGUACAGCUAUUUACACAGCCAAGGGAUUGGCGUCUCCCUUGCCCAGUUCUAUAUUUCAUGGGCUGAAGAAUACGAAGCUAGAGAAAACUUCAAGAAGGCGGACACAGUGUUCCAGGAAGGAAUUGAACGGAAGGCCGAGCCUCUGGACAGACUGCAGCUGCAGCACAGACAGUUCCAGGCUCGAGUGUCUCGACAAGCUCUCUCUGCACUUGGGAAUGAGGAGGAGGAGGAGGAGGAGGUCUUGGGGUCUUCUGUACCGCAGAGAAGCACACUCGCUGAGCUCAAGAGCAGAGGGAAGAAGGUGGCAAAAGCACCCAUCAGCCGCGUCGGAGGCGCUCUCAAGGCUACGGGUCAGAGUAGAGGAUUCCAAAAUACAGUUCUUCAGCAGAUGGGCAGUAAUUGCAGAAUCACUGUUUUUGAUGAAAAUGCUGACAGCACUUCUCGAGCAGAGUUAUCUAAGCCUGUAGUCCAGCCGUGGAUGGCUCCCCCUGUUCCUAGGGCCAAAGAGAACGAGCUUCAGCCAGGCCCGUGGACCACAGACAGGCCCUUGGAGUACAGGCCUCAUGGCACUCCAGCUUCUGUAGCAUCUGUGCCCCCUGUGCUUCCCAACUUUACUCCAUAUGUGGAAGAGAGUGCUCAGCAGACAGUGAUGACACCAUGUAAGAUUGAACCUAGCAUCAACCACAUUCUCAGCACCAGGAAGCCAGGGCGAGAAGAAGGAGACCCCCUGCGGAGGGUGCAGAGCCAUCAGCAAGGGUGUGAGGAGAAGAAGGAGAAGAUGAUGUACUGUAAGGAAAAGAUUUAUGCCGGCGUGGGAGAGUUCUCCUUCGAGGAGAUCCGAGCUGAAGUGUUCCGGAAGAAACUGAAAGAACGAAGGGAAGCUGAACUGUUGGCCAGUGCACAGAAGAGGGCAGAAAUGCAGAAGCAGAUUGAAAACAUGGAGAGAAAGCUAAAAGAAAUCCAGACCACUCACCAAGAAAGAGCUGGAGACCAGCAAGAAGAGAAGAGGCUUGCAAAGGAGACAGGCAGACUGCAGAUUGCUUCAGAGUCUCCGGAAGUGCCGGCAGUGCCUCUGUCCCAGCCCGUCCAUCCGCGGAGCUCCUGUCCCAGGGAAAUUUCACCUGCUGAAAGCAUUUUACAAGAACAGCCUGACACCAAAGGUCCCAGUAUGCCUUUCUCCAUAUUUAAUGAGUUUCUUUCAGACAAGGAGAAAAGUCCUGCUUCAGACCCUCCACAGGCGCUCAAGGCCCAGCGAAGACCCCUUGCGGUUCUCAAGAACACAGAAAUCAUCGCCUCAACUGAGGACACGUCUCCUGAUGUUUGUGAUGAAUUUACAGGAAUUGAACCUUUGAGUGAAGAUGCCAUCAUCACAGGUUUCCGGAACGUAACCCUUUGUCCUAACCCUGAGGACACUUGUGACUUUGCUAGAGCAGCUCGCUUUGCAUCCACUCCUUUCCAUGAGAUCCUGUCCUUGAAGGGCAUGCCCCCGGAUGCUGAGGGACUGCUGCAGGAAGAGGAUCUUGAUGGAAAGAGCGCUGAGGGUCCCCACACCGGGGAGGCUGCUAUGUAUAACCAAACCCUCAGCGUCAAGAAGCUGAGCCCGAUUAUCGAAGACAGCCGUGAAGCCACUCAGUCAUCUGGCUUCUCCGGCUCCUCAGGUGCAAGUACAUCCUCCAUCAAAGGCCUUCAGAUUCCUGAGAAGCUGGAGCUGACCACGGAGGCCUCAGAAAAUGCUGUUCAGUCACCCUGGUGUUCACAGUAUCGCCUACAACUAUUGAAAUCCUUACCACAGUUAGGUGUUUCUGCAGAGUUGUCUAUGGAAGACGGACCGAUGCCUACACUGGAACUAGGGAAGGAAAUCGAGUUUGGUGACGAAGAUUACUGCAUUAAACACGAGCAUCUACUCUGUGAAGAUUACAGGCUAUUCUGGGUGGCACCAAGAAACUCUGCAGAGCUGACCAUGAUAAAGGCAUCGACUCAGCCUAUCCCGUGGGAUUUCUAUAUCAACCUCAAGUUAAAGGAGCGUCUGAGUGAGGACUGUGACCAGCCUUGCAGCUAUUGUCAGUACCAAGAUGGCCACAUUGUUUGGUACCAGUACAUAAGUUGUUCCACCCUUCAGGAUCUUCUCCAACACAGCGAAUUUGUUACUCAUGAAAUAAUAGUGUUGAUUAUUCAUAAUGUCCUGACAAUAGUGGAGAAGCUACACAAAGCUGAGAUAGUUCAUGGAGACUUGAGUCCAAGGAGUCUGAUCCUAAGAAACAGAAUCCAUGACCCCUAUGACUGCAGUAAGAGCGAUCACGCUGUGAAGAUAGUGGACUUUUCCUACAGUGUCGACCUGAGGGUGCAGCUGGACACUUUGGACUACAGCGGCUUUCGGACCGUGCAGAUCCUGGAAGAACAAAAGAUCCUGGCUAACUGUUCUUCUCCCUACCAGGUCGACCUGCUGGGUAUCGCAGACCUAGCACACUUACUCUUGUUCAAGGAACACCUGAGUGUCUUCUGGGAUGGGCUCCUCUGGAAACUUAGCCGGAACACUGCUGAGCUAAAAGACGGUACACUGUGGGAUAAGUUCUUUGUGCGGAUUCUGAAUGCCAGUGACGAGUCCACAGUGUCUGUUCUGCAGGAACUUGCAGCACAAAUGAAUGGGGUGUUUGACACCACGUUCCACAGUCACCUGAACAAAGCCUUGUGGAAGCUGGGGAAGGUAAUUAGUCCUGCAGCUUUGCUCAUUCAGCAAGACAGGCAGUGAAGGCUCUCACAGAUCCCUGCCGAAGCCUCACUGCCUUGUGGAGAGCAGGCCUGUAGACACUGUGUUUAAUUUGGGGCACACUCAGACACA
Acomys russatus (golden spiny mouse) is the source of this 3360-nucleotide messenger RNA. RefSeq names its product BUB1 mitotic checkpoint serine/threonine kinase B (gene Bub1b). Bases 106 to 3270 code for a protein of 1054 amino acids. NCBI's taxonomy places the organism in Eukaryota, Metazoa, Chordata, Mammalia, Rodentia, Muridae. The record is from RefSeq and is a predicted model, not a curated record. Gene Ontology annotation, biological process: protein phosphorylation; meiotic sister chromatid cohesion, centromeric; mitotic spindle assembly checkpoint signaling. The transcript is spliced from 23 exons. Gene Ontology annotation, molecular function: ATP binding; protein kinase activity.